Molecule: messenger RNA, 1092 nt
Organism: Sclerotinia borealis F-4128
Lineage: Eukaryota; Fungi; Ascomycota; Leotiomycetes; Helotiales; Sclerotiniaceae
Source: the annotation of a GenBank genome assembly
AUGGUGUCCAAAGCCUUCGGGGAUUCCUCCGACGAUAUCUGUCCCAUCUGCAAAUCCAACCGUUACCUCAAUCCCUCCCUCCAAUUCCUUAUCAACCCAGAAUGCUACCACAAAAUGUGUUCCACCUGCGUGGACCGCAUAUUCACAUCCGGGCCUGCUCCUUGUCCCGUCCCUCACUGCGGUCGCACAUUGCGCAAAAAAGGGUUCAAGGCGGCGUUCUUCGCGGAUCUCGCCAUCGAACGCGAGUGUGAUAUUCGACGUCGAGUCAGCGAGGUGUUUAACCGCAGUGAAGAUGAUUUCGAGACGUUACUGGAUUUCAAUAAUUAUUUACAAGAAACGGAAGAUUUGGUGUAUGAUUUGGUGCAUGGGAAGGGCACAGUCAAACAGGAUGCGGAGGAUAAAUUGAGGAGGUUUAGAGACGCGAAUCGGGGAGCUAUUGAGGAGAAUAAAAUUGCGAGGAUGAGGGAGGUGGAGAUGGGGAGGAGGAGGGAAUUGGAGGAGAAAGAGAUGGCGAGGCAAAGGAGGUUGGCGGCCAUGAGAGAGGAGGCGGAGGAAAAGGCGGAUGUCGAAAAGACCCGAAUGCAGGUUUUGGAUCAAUUGGCUACUGGAGAGGGAAAUGCGAAGGCUAUCACACAACAGGCGCACAAAGUCAUUUUGAAGAAAAGUUCGGCGAGAAGAGCCGUGGGAGAGAGGGAUGGCGCGAGUGGUGCUGGAAAUGGAGGCGUUGAUGGAGACGGUCUUACGAUCAGAGGACUUAAGAAGAAGAUGGCUCCCGUGGCAGAGAAACCUUACGACCCAUUUGGAGGUAUCGAUCUUACGCCUACGAAAUACAUAUUACGGGAUGAUUACGAGAAUCAGUGGGUUGAGAGUGUCAAACGUGACCCUAAGCACAUGGCUGGUGGUUAUAGCCUCCAUGAAUAUUACGGAAGAGCUAUGCUCGAUGCUUUCAGUGGUCUCGAAAUAUUCAUCGAAGAUGAGGUGAAGGAUCGACCUCAGCUUGGGUCACCUUCUGUUGCUACCAUGGCAGCCGUUCAAGCAUCUACAGUAAAGAUAAAGGUGGAGCAUAAAGCGGAACUAGAUGAUGUGUUUUGA